UGGCCCAAAAAUGAAAAAGUAAUACAAAAAGGUCCUCAAUUCAGAUUUCGAAGUUUGGAUUUUUAUUUGUUUCAGCAAGCAAAGCAUUUAAUUCUUCGCCAAAUUACAUUACUUUGCAUAUAAAACAAGAAAAAAAAACAGAUUAACGAAAUCCCCAUCAAGAAUUAUCACCUAAAUUUCCUGUAUUUGUUCUUGAACUCUCUCUACUAGUUCUCUUCCGUCUCCAGAAAUCACUUGAUGAGAUUACAUUAGAAAACUUAUAGUGGUGGUACUUUAUCUGCAUCUGUAGUUGUCAGUGGGAAGAGCCAGUCAAGUUUCUAGCAACUGGUGCACAGAGAUGGUGACUGAUGUGGCAUAAAUGGAGGAACUUCAUGUACAGUUUCUCCACUUUUAUCAUAUUGUUGCCGGGGAUAGAUAGAAUAUCUAUAAAUGGUAAAUCUUAAACUCUCCCACCGCCCAAUUAUAUGCUACAGGCCUAUACGGCCUUCUGAUUUGCCGAUUCUAGAGCGGCUCCAUGCAGACGUAUUUCCUAUAAGAUAUGAGUCAGAGUUUUUCGAAAAUGUUGUCAAUGCACGUGAUAUUGUAUCUUGGGCAGCUGUUGAUCGUAAUCAACCUAAUGGUCAGAGUGAUGAGCUUAUUGGAUUUGUCACCGCACGAGUUGUGAUGGCCAAAGACAGUGAGAUAGGGGAUUUGCUCAGAUAUGAUCCAUCAAAACCAGAUCAAAAACUAGUAUACAUUCUGACACUGGGAGUGGUAGAAAGUUAUAGAAAUUCUGGAAUAGCAAAUGCUCUAGUUCGUGAGGUUAUCAAAUAUGCUUCAAGUAUACCCACAUGCCGUGCUGUUUACUUGCAUGUGAUCUCAUACAAUAACCCCGCCAUUCAUUUAUACAGGAAAAUGGCAUUCAAGUGUAUACGGCGGUUGCAAGGAUUUUAUUUGAUCAACGGCCAACAUUAUGACUCGUACUUGUUUGUUUACUACGUAAAUGGGGGUCGUUCUCCUUGCUCUCCAUUAGAGGUGGUCACAGCUGUGAUGAGUUACAUGAGGAAUGGACUGAAGUCAUUAACUGCGAGGCUAUGUAGGAACGAAGAGAAGCCGAAAUGGCCAAAAUGUAAGGAAACUCAUUCUCUUAUAUCCAUACAGAGCAAGAGAAACCAUACAAGUGCAUAUAGCAGCUGUGAAUGCGUGUAAAAUGGUUAUAUGACAUUCAUGAAUUUAGAGCAAGUUAGUAACGAUAUAGUGUCUUGAUGUUGUUGUCAUCAGUUUGUUUUUCUUUUUACUGUAAGGUCACCGUGUUCUGUAAUUUUUUGUAUUGAUUAUCUAUAUUUGUCCUUGUUGACGUUCA
Molecule: messenger RNA, 1342 nt
Organism: Mercurialis annua (annual mercury)
Lineage: Eukaryota; Viridiplantae; Streptophyta; Magnoliopsida; Malpighiales; Euphorbiaceae
Product: histone acetyltransferase MCC1
Exons: 7
Coding region: 430-1188 (252 amino acids)
Biological process (GO): N-terminal peptidyl-methionine acetylation
Cellular component (GO): Golgi membrane
Molecular function (GO): protein-N-terminal amino-acid acetyltransferase activity; histone acetyltransferase activity
Source: RefSeq, a predicted model, not a curated record